This is a messenger RNA of Frankliniella occidentalis (western flower thrips), 981 nucleotides long. RefSeq lists its product as uncharacterized. The record is from RefSeq and is a predicted model, not a curated record. The coding region runs from base 47 to 724 and encodes 225 amino acids. The transcript is spliced from 3 exons. Lineage: Eukaryota; Metazoa; Arthropoda; Insecta; Thysanoptera; Thripidae.
UCGUUAUCGCCCCAACAGUCGGGCGAUAAACAAAGAAAUCCCCAAUAUGUGCGACAGUCUAAUGUUGCUAGGGCAGACGAGACAGUCAAGCCCGAGACACAACAUGAUGAAGCUCAGCGCGGUCGUCCUCGUCCUCCUGGGCCUGGCGUGCUACGCCGCCGCGGCCGCCGCCCCCAGCGCCGCACAGGCUGUGUCCACCGUCGCCGACGUGCGGGCCGCCCUGGAGAAGUACGACACCUGCGCGGACGACUGCGAGCCGACGCACUCCCGCUGCCACGACGCGUGCGCCGGGGGGCACACGCAGUGCGCCGCCGGCUGCCUCGUGGGCAUGUUCAACUGCGCGUACAAGUGCGGCAGGCUCCUGCCCCCCUACCCCGAGGUGGCCGUCUGGGAGAGCCAGCUCGCCGCCGAGAAGAAGACCAACGAAACCAAGGAGCUCCUGGAAGCUCAGACUCAAUUCAUCAGCGUGAAGCAGGCCUUGCAGCUGGACGGCUACAAGAAUGUACCCAAAAUCUCGGAGCUCGUCGGCUGCUUCGACACCGAGGGCACCCGCCUGAUGACACGCUUCAACACGUGCGCGGAGAGCGUGGCCUGCAAGCUGGAGACGGUCCAGACCACCAUCGACGCCUUCUGCAAGUGCGGCGCCGCGUGGGUCCAGCGCACCUCCGCCACCCCCAACCCCGAGCUGAUCCAGUGCUACACUGCCACCAAGCCCAAGGCCUGAGAGGGGGAGGGUCACCGGCAACCAGAAUCUUCCGUCCAUCGACUCACACUUUGCCUCAUGUCGAUGCGGACUGCGUGACCACUAUACUGGUAACGAGAACGCCUCGCAUGCACGGUGCAACGGGAGCGAGCUUGAACGCGCUGAAAAGCGUUACGGACAAAAUUAUUGUUUCAGGAGUCAUAUUGGCUUCCUGUUAUUAUCAUCCCUUUCCCUUCCAGGCUAUACUUAUAAAAUAAAUAAUCAUAACUUGCUUCCGA